AUGGAGGUAAUUCGGGGAAAGUCCUGCUGUUGCGGGGAGCUUGAAGGAGCUGACCUCCUGUCAGACACCUUUAGCUCCAAUGAAAUACACACUCCACUACAAACAUGUGCUCGCCCAACUGCCUCAGAGGACAGGUAUCAGGAAUUGAGGGAAUCACUCCAACAAUGCAGACUUCCCUGGGGCGCGGACAGGGAAUAUGGUGGGAUAAUACCAAUUUCACUCCCUGAGGAAUACCGGCCAAAAUGUGAACCUCUUUGUAUCAUGGGUAAAGGACAUCAGCAUUAUGGAUUUGGUGGAGAAACCUGGCCAAGAAAACUUCCUAUUGAACAAUUCUAUUAUUUGACACAGAACAAGAAAAGUGACAUCUAUGGAAAUGAUUGUUUGAUUCCCAAACCACCUAGUGCUAUGGUAGACCCAUUAAGCCCCAAAGUCUCUUCCUUUGACCUGAACUCCUCAAAUACCCCCUUCAAUGAGAUGUGUGGCAUCGUGGUGAAAAAUAUAGGGCAAAUUGAGGCCUCAAAACACAAAGUGAAAAGUAAUCCUUAUAGAUACGAACUGGUUGAUUUUCCCUCGGAUUCAAAGAAGAAAGCUUUAACAUGGCCUGGGCAGGGUGUAUAUUAUGACUUUCCUAAAUGUGUUGAGAAAAAUAAGCCAGUGUUCUACCCAAAACCUCCUAAGACCUUCGCUCCUAAUACUUCUUUAAAUUCCUGGGAUCCUAUUAACUCUCUAAAAGAAGCCAACAUACAAAGAAAUCUGGAGAAGUCCCACUGGAUCACAACAUACACUCAUGAUUUUACAGGUCUGGGGCCCAUGAACCCCCUUGAACUGGAUGAUUACCAUGAAAAGGAGGUAGCCGACUUAACUGGACAGAUAGGAUUUGACCCAGAGCCUCAAGAAAAAUUCCAUCCUGCCUUAAAACCCGUCAGACCAUUGGAAGGACGAAUUGCUCGAAUGAUUAAUGACCGACGUUCUCUGGAGGCUACUGUCCAGGAAAAGCCACCUUCUUGUCCAGAUUGUACUCCCACAGUUUUAUGUACUUUUCAUACCUUUAUACCCAGUUCUGAAGAAAUGAGGGCACUUAAGGAUAACACACGGGCCGGUGUGACCCAUAAAAACCAGGACAUUGAAGAGAAAAUUAAGGAAGAACAGAGCUUGCUAUCCUGCUAUGCACUUCCAUCUUGUUACCCAACAAAAGUUCUGACUGACCUUUACAGCAUAAAACCAUUUCCAAAAGUCACGGAUACUAAAAAGACAGAAGAUUUAUACUGGAGACAGCUGGCAGUAAAACCCCAACCUGUACCUCACUCUAAAGCAAACAAUUAUAUUCACUAUGAACAUUUUAAAUCUGACCAGUAUACUGUGUGUCAAGAUCCUAAUAGCCUUAGUAAGCCUAGUAUGUUACAAAAUAAACAUGGCACAGAAGCUUUCACUUUAGAACAGUUUUUCGGUAAGCCAGAAGAACAUCAGUUGGCCUUGAACAUGGAAGACAACAAAGAAGCAAGACCUAUCCUGAGUUGGAUUCCUAGAGCAGGUGUGGCCAAGCCUCAGACCAACCUGCUGGACCUUAAGAACUCUUUUUCAAAAACUGGUGAACGCAAACGUUUCCAUAAAUCAAUUCUAGAUGACCAUAGAGACCUCAGGGAUAAGGACCAAUCAGGGAUGAAGCACCAAUUCUAUGGCCAUAACUCCUAUUAUUUCUACAAUUGA
This is a messenger RNA of Orycteropus afer afer, 1707 nucleotides long. RefSeq names its product chromosome unknown C7orf31 homolog (gene SPMIP4). The transcript is spliced from 10 exons. The record is from RefSeq and is a predicted model, not a curated record. Lineage: Eukaryota; Metazoa; Chordata; Mammalia; Tubulidentata; Orycteropodidae. The coding region runs from base 1 to 1707 and encodes 568 amino acids. Gene Ontology annotation, cellular component: centrosome.